Messenger RNA from Temnothorax curvispinosus, 8072 nucleotides. RefSeq names its product extracellular matrix-binding protein ebh-like. The transcript is spliced from 8 exons. Lineage: Eukaryota; Metazoa; Arthropoda; Insecta; Hymenoptera; Formicidae. The record is from RefSeq and is a predicted model, not a curated record. Bases 116 to 2962 code for a protein of 948 amino acids.
CGUCGUCGACAGCGAUUAACGAGCACGAGCGCGCGUCCUGUCCUGCGCGUUUAACGGCCGCGAGUCUCGAGGACGUUUGCCAGCCCCCUCGGAAGAUCGGAUUUAGCUGCGCACGAUGGACGCGACACGGGGCAACGGCCGUCGAGAGGCGCGACGAGAGUGCGCCCCGUCGUCGAUCCUGACGCAACUCGGAAGAGGCACUCGGCCAGGAAGAAAAGUCGCUCAACCGGGAAGAGAGGCUACCGCAUUGACGGGCCGCGACACGCCAAGAAGACGCGGGUCGCCGUCACGUCGCAAAUCCCCGAUAAACACUAGAAUUUAUGCUGUAAGUAGCAGAUCUACAGAGGAAGAUAUCGUUAUGGAUACAAAUUCUAGACGGAAAAAUAGAAAAAAUACAAAGGCAAGUUCAAAAAAUCAACAACGGGAAGAUAUCAAAUCUGAAGAUAACGACAAGAUCAAAGAAGUUUUGCUAUGGCCAACAUUCGAUGAAGACAUACGUUUAUGCACAGGAAGUAGAAAAUAUCAGCAUCUCAUACGAUUGCUUUUGCUCUACACCGAGAAAGUUUGUUCUAGCGUAGCAAAGCCUUCUAACGUACAAGAUGAUUUAAAAAACCAUAUUAAGAAAAUGUUAAUAUUCUUUCAUUUGUAUUGGCUUGAUAUAAAACAGGAUAAAGCUGAUCAUAGUCGAUAUUUAAAUGAAAUAUCAGUUUUGUUAAAUGUAUAUAUAGACAUGGAGUUAAAACCUUACAUGGAAGAAAGAACUUCUAGUCACAUUAAAGAGUUUUCUAAAAUUGCUACAAAGAUUCUUGCAGCAUUGUACAUAUACUUAAAUAACUCGGAAGAGCAUAUUUUCAAGGUAUUACUUAAAAUUAAACAGAUGACAGAAAAACACAAUGAAGUUUGGAAUAACAUAUUUAAGGAGAGGUUUACUAAACUCAAAACGAAGAUGACUUCUAUAACCGAUAACUCUAAGUCUUUGGAUCAAACUUGUCUACAACCAGGAAAAUCUGAAAAAACUGAAGUAAUUGAUUUAACUGGAGAUGAUGAAAUAACCACUCCUUGCAAAGUAAAAAGAAAAAAGACUAAACAAAAAUCGAAAUGGUCAAGAGUCACGAAAAACAAACCAAGAAGCAAAAAGCAUCUCUCGAAAUAUUCAACCAAGCUCGUGAAUGCCGAUGUUAAAGAAUGUUCUAAUAAAGACAACUGUCAUAUUAAUCCUAAAAAAGAUGUUACAAAGAAUCAAAUGAGUAAUAUCUGUCCGGAAUUUGCGAAAGAGGAUGAGAAACAACAUGACUUGGAUUGCUCGAAGUCACAAAUGUUUGUCGAUCAAAAUAUUAAAGAGAAUAUCAAAGUUACGAAAGAAAGUAAAUUGUUGAAAGAAAGUAAAUUAGAAAAUUGUGUAUCAUCAUAUAUGACAAUAGGAAAUGCAACUAGUUGUACACAAAAUAAGGGAGCAUUAAUAUCUCAGGAAGAAAGUGCCAUGGAGACAAUACCUUUAUUCAAUACGUGCCAAAACAAUAUUGCAGAUCAGCAUUCUUUCAAGCAAGAAUUACCAACAAGCACGAAUUGUAGCGCGAUGCAGAAGUCGCACAAGUGUUGUAAUACAAUGCCUGUUGACGAGCGUCACAUUAAUCACCUUAUAAUAAAGAAAUUGAAGUCUAUAAAUGAUCAUAGUUCACAAAUUACGGAAAUUAUAAAGCAGAAAGUAUGUCAUCAAGUUAAUGAAUGCCCGAAUUGUUGUACAAAAAUUGAUUGUAAACCAUUUAUAUUUACUAAUGACAUUACCGCGGCAAAAGCACAAGGGACUUUGCAUAAUACAUUUAACGAUGACGAAAACGAUAUCAAAUUGGCCUGCGACAGCACGAAUAUAAUUUACACACGAAGUGAUCGCAAUAAAUGUAUUUAUGUUGUAAAUCAUUUCGAUGAACAUGUCAUGACUGUGCAUGAAAAGAGAGUGCAACGUCUAGAUCAAUCCAAUGACGCGUGUACUGUUUCAACUACGUUUACCGAAGAUCAAAUUGUAAAACCACCAUUGUCUAAUCAAUAUGUCAAUUUUGAUAACAUAAGAAUGAAUGAUUACGACAAUGCCGCCAAGUAUUCUGAGGCUGCGAUAAAGGAACAACAACAAAAAAGAAUAGAUUACGAUUCGUCUAUGUUAAACGAUCGAUUACAUUCCUUAGAAUCCUGCACAUUUGGCAUCAAUUCUUUCGAGAUUGGUUCAAAUGCGGAAAUAAAUUACGAUCUGAAAAGUUUCCCAAAAAUAGAAGAAGCUGACGAGAUAACGAAGACUGAUUAUGUAGAUAACUUGGGGCACAUCAAUUUCUUAGAUAAUAUCCAAAGUGAGACUCUUCUGGAAGAUUCAUUCCGGCAAUUUUCUGAACCCCAAAUCAAUUACGACUAUUUAACCAAAAAACCACUUAUGUAUACUGAUAAUGAUACUAUAGUAAAACCACAAGACACUUUGCACAAUAUAUUUAAUGCUGACGAAACACCUUAUGAUACAAAUGUAAUCUGUAUGUUAAGCGAUCACGAUAAACGCAUUUAUCUUACAAAUCAUACUGGCGAGCACAUUAUGACUACAAGCGCUGAAAAGAAAAUGCAACGUCCAAAUAAUUCUAAUGACAUAUGUACUGUCUCAACCACGUUCACCGGAGAUCAAAUUGUAGAACCAUCAUUGGGCAGUCAGCACGUCAGUUCCAAUAACGUUCUCAUGUAUAUUGAAAAUACGAUGGAAGAACAAGAAAGAAGCAAUUGCGAUACUUCAAUGUUGAACGAACAUUCCUCUGAACUUUGUACAUUUGAUAUCGACUCGUUUGAAGUAGAUUCAAAAGAAGCUAAUGAAAUGAAAACUGAUUGUGCAAACGACUUUGAAAUAUCAGAAAAUAUCAGUUUCUUACAUAAUAUCCAAAUGGAAACUUUGGAACAUAUAUUAUCGAAUGAUACCACUAAUUUCCUCCUGUGAAGCUAUUUCCUGAAGCAGUCUCGGUUUGAAUUAGACAAUGUAUAUACAGAUACAUCUUUAAGCGAAAGAAAAAACGUCCUGUGCAAUAAUCAAAAUGACGCUAUUGAUAGUAGUAUAGACUUGGUAGCCUCUCAUUUAAAUAAUGUUAAUGACACCUUUCUACGAUUGCCAGCAAAGUCUGAUAAAUCUGUCAGUAAAUCGUAAUAAAUUUCAUCACAAUGCCAAAUACUUCUGUUAACUAAUUCAAAUAUCGCUCUUCUAAACAAGGAGCCAUGGAAUUUCGAUACUCUUCCUGAUAAAUUAAAUAACGAUGCCUUAACUAAAUGUUUUUAUGUAUGCAAGAAAGAAAAUGUUGAAGGCUUUUAUAAGAGGAUAGAGAACUAAACCAAUUGUCAAAUAAAUUUUAUAUUCGAGAAAAUUUUAUCAAAUUUGCUAACUUACUGAAUAUCAUAAAGAAAAAAUUCUGUCUCAACAUCGUAUUGCACAAAAUAUGUAUUUCCGUCGUUGGAGAGAUGAUUCUGGCGGUCUUUGAAUUAAGUUUCAAGUGAAAUUAAUUCGAAAUAUGAUUGGUAUAUUUGUGAAUAUCAGUAAAUCGCAAGUUAACAGAUGUAACAGAUUAUUUACUAAAGAAACUAUGAAGAAAGAAAAUACAGUAACAAAAUAAAGUGUUAUAACGUUAACGAAAACAGUCAUGUUGAAAAAUCUCAAGAGAUGAGCUACAUCAAGUUUCUAAAGAAUUUUAUAUACUUCUGGAUAUAUCCACUGAGAUCUGCCGUCAAAAAAUCGCUUAAUAUCGUAAAAGGAAUAUUCCGCUUGAACAUCUUAUGCAACUGUAUAAUAUAUAAUUUUAUUUUGAAUGAAUCUUAAUAGCAACUUAAGACUAAAUCACAAUAAUAAUUAUAAUUGACCAUAAGGUAACAAAUAUCAUUAAGAAGACUGUCAGAUGUAUCAAAUUACCUAUCACUGAAGAAACAUCAAGGAAGAAAGAAAAAGAAUCGUAUCUAUAGUUUCGUCCCUUCCAAACGCUAACAAAAUUGUUUAUUCUGGAUCAAUACGGUAUUCGAAAAAGAGUUCUCAUUUGCUACAGUAAAAGGUAACUCAAUAUUUGAAUUUAUAUUUCGAUAUUAUAUCAUUUAAGAUUAUUGUUUAUUAUAUUUAUAAAAUUUGUAAAACAUCACGGAAGAUAUUACACAUCAAGAUAUUAUAAUAUCUCCGAAGAUUAUCAUAUUUCUAUAUCACAAAAUUAGUUUAGAUUGGAGAUACAAACUAAAGAACAAAUUAAAUUUUACUUAUACAUAAAAAAUAAGGAAAUUUAAUAUUAAGAAUUAUCCUUUAUGUAGAAAACAAUAUUCAAUUGUAUGUAUAAAACUUUGGUGAUAUUUAAAAUGUCAUAUUUGUAUAUAAUGUUAACAUAUCUAAAUCAUCUGUUUGAAGAUAAUUAGAAAUUGUAGCUUAUAUAUAAAUAUAGCUUAGCAGAACAUGAAAAAUAAUACAGUGGCGUGAAGAUUGUCGUUUAUGAUCCUUAUGAAGAAAUCGCCAAUUUUUAACUACUUGCAUAAUGCGCGGAGUCUCGUAAUUUGAUGAUUAAAAUAAAAAUUGGACAGUACUGAAAUUCAUUAUCAUCUUAAAAGGUUCCAAGUUGUUAUAAUACACAACGCGAUGUAAUUCGUACAGUUAUUCAGACAUAAUCUGUAAGAUUAGAAGUCUGUAUAGAGAAACAGCUGUUUUAAGUUAUGCUCCAUUACGAUUAUAGAUUAUCGUACCAUAUGAUCAAGAAGCACUUCUAAUAGACUUUUUUUUUAGAAAUAUGUAUUUUAUGUAUAUAUACAUAUUACGCACGUAUAUUACGUUAUAGUUGCAUUUAAACAUUAAGUAAGUAUAUGAAUAAUGCGAAGUACGUGUUGAAAAGAGAAAGAGGAACUAAUUAAUAGUAAUCUCAUCUACCUUGGUAAAAGUUAAAUUUCUGAGGUAUAUUUCCGAAGUUAUUGUAGAAGUAGAGUUAAUAAAAAUAACUAGUAAAGAAUUUUAUUACAUGGAUUAUUAUAUUUAAAGAAAAUACAAAAAAGAUAUUUUACUCGAAAUUUUAAAUAAGGCUGAAAUAAUUAAUGAUGGUUAUAUUAAUUAUUAGAACUAAUACUCCCUGAAUAUACCAGUACUGAAUAUAAUCCACAGAAAAUUCAGUUUGAAAGCCACAUACACAUAAACACAACUAGAAAUAAUUUUCAUAUGUAUAACUAGUGUAUACUGUCUUUCUUGUUUUUUGUUUUUUUUUUUAGCUUAAUUUAAUCAUUAGCAAAAUAAUAUAUGACAGUAGAUGAAACUGGGUCGCUAAAUAUUUUAUUGUGCGCGUUUAUUGCUACUUGGCAAUAAAAAGAUAUUUACUCUCUUGUGUAAUUUAUUUUUACUGCACUUUUCUCUGACGUAUAAAAAUCUGAACCAAAUCGUAAUUUCUAUGAAAUCUUUUGAUUUAGCUAUUAUUUUGAUUAAGUAAUUCGAGAUAUAUUUAGAGAAACAACCUUACAAAUAUUAUUUUGUGCAUAAUUAUUAAAUGAAGUUUAACUUAUUUUAUCUAGUCGAUGAGGUUGAAUUCUUUAUAGAAAGAAGAGUCCUAUUUAGUAUUGAGAGGUUUAAUCUGUUGUAUAUUUCUCUAUCAAUAUCCAAUGUAGAGACUGAUUUUGUGGUACCUUAUACUUUUUACAAGUAGAUACAAAUCUUGGUAGAGAGACGUACUGUUAUUGCUAUUAGUAUUAAACAGAGUGUUUUAAAGUUUGACAAUGCUAUCAUAGAUUAUGAUGUCAGAAAAAUAAUUGUUUAAAUAUGCAAAAAUGAUUUUGCGUGAAUAGAUUCGAUAAAGCAAGUUUAUAAAAUGCGGUAAAUACUGCUUUAUGUUCAAUGAACCAUGCAGAAUCGUAAUUUCGAAAUUUGCUUUGUCUCACUAAAACUAUUUGGUAGAUGAAAGGUUAUUUGUUAUCGUGAGUCAUGUAAAAUUGAUGAGUAUGUUGCCUCGCAUCUGACAUCGUAACACAAAAUGCUUAAUAACGAGUCUUUAAGGAUAGAGUUACAUUCCUAUUUUCUCAUAUACUUUAUUUAUUAAAUCGUAUUAAUUUUUACAAAGUAAAAACCAUAUGGUAAGGGACAAUGCUUGCCAUGAUGCUGUGAAAAUAAUUUAUUUUAAUCAAUAUUAAAUAAACCAUUUACGAUUCGAACUUGGCUCUUAGUAGCCUAAUAAUAUUUUUUGCGUACUAUACAUAUAUUUUUUCCAAUCUUAAUAAACUGCGCGCCGGCUAACUUGUCAGACUUACAUUAACACUGUUCCCGUUGGAGUAGUAAAAACCCCUCCCUCCCCCCCUGAAUAAAUCGAUUCGAUUUAACUUAUGACGCUAACCAUCUGAAUAAUUGUAAAGAAUUUAUUAUGGAAAAUAUUACCUCAGCCAGGGUUCGAACUUAGACCUCCCUCAUUCCGUGGGUGUCGAAUAUGUGUAGUAGGUACACAAGAAAUAUUAUUAGGCUGCUAAGAUCCAAGCUCGGACCGUAAAUAGCAUAUUCAAUAUUGAUUGAUUGUAUAUCAUAACGGUCUUAAUUUCUUAUAUUAAAUUUCCUGAAUAGUUAAAAUGCGUUGGGUAUAAAUGUUCCUUUAAGACUUCGUACUUCUAGUGAGAUAGAAACGACAAAACGUAACCGUAUGUAAAUGUUUGCAAAAUAGAUAGAUAAUAGCUAUUUUAAAUUGCAUGCAUGUGUAUAAGUUGCAGAAGAAAAUAUUUUAUAUCUUCAAAGUUGCAUAUUAUAAGAGCAUGUACACAAAAUGACCAUAAAUUCGAGCACAUGUUCCACACUCUGUGUAAAUAGAGUGUGCAUGGAAAUUUAUAACUAUUCCGUUGUAUACCUCGGAUAUUUUAUAUUUAUUAUAGAGAACCUCACUCCCCACUGAAUGUGAAUCACACUAAAUUCUAAAAAAAUAUAUGUAUAUACAUAUAUAUACAUAUAUAUAUAAAAUUUAAUUUGAAAAAGUAUAAUUCGAAAUUUACAGCCAGUAGAUAGUAAAUAAAUGAAUCUAUUCUCUAGAAUAAAGUUUAUCCAAGAGGAGGGGAAUAUUCUUAUUAGUUUUAUCCUAAAUGAAUACAGUGCCCUGAUAAACGUAUAUUUAAGAACCUGCAUUCAAAUAUAUAUAUAUUUCAAUAUGGUACAUUUCAGUAUAUUAUCAAAUAAUCGUUACACAUAAAUAACAAAUAAAUAUCAACUCUUACACAAGCAAUAACAUUGCUUCGUCACAGAAUCAAUGAUAUCCCAUUUGGUGAAGAUUUAUUUUUUGGGAAUAGUGCAAUGGAAGCUUUAAAACUGUUUUCUUUAUUGCAUUAUAUUGUACAUGUUUUUAUUGAAUGUACAUGUCAGCGGUUUAAAACGUAAUUCUAAUCCUCUUCUGCAAAUUUUAUAGUAAAAUGUUAUUUAUUUACAACUUCAUCCUCUAGGCCUAAGAACACAGCUGUAUCUUUUUUUCCUUCAUCCUUAUUAUAUACAAAAUAUUUAUGUAAUAAAUACUGUAUGUGUACUGUGUAAGGAACUUCUAUCAAAUUUGUUAAAAGAAGUCAGACCUGGUUAUGCAGUUUGUAUGCGUAGGAGUUUUGAAAUAAUAUACAAAUUUAUCAUAUAUCUAUCAAAUUAUGCAAGUUAUAUUAUGUUAUGUUAUAUAUUUCUUUGUAAAAUAUCAAUAUGAAAGGCAGAAUAUGUUUAGAUGAUGCUUCCACACGGUUUUAAACCAAGUUUAUUCGCUUGCCGCUCAUACCGCGUAAAAUAUCUAAGUAUGCAGUUAGAUUAAUAAAGAUUAUAAUGAUAUUUAGUCGAGUACUCUGUGAGUCAUGUAAUACAUCUAAUUUUAUCGAAUUCAAAUCUUUAUGUACGACCUAUUAAUAUUUUUUACAUGAAAGUGUUCAAAAAUUCUCAUGUAUAAGUUCAAUCAUUGUAUAUAUAUGUAGAUCUACGAUAAAUUAUUAAUCCAUUUUCGAUAUUAAUUGCGUUCUAUGUGUAAAAAGAUUGUAUUGUGAUAAGUUAAUCCAUGAUGUACAACAAUGCAGAGACUGAAAAAAAAAAGAAUAAAAGUUCAAUUUUUAAUACA